Saccostrea cuccullata (small rock oyster) is the source of this 820-nucleotide messenger RNA. Its product is annotated as bifunctional 3'-5' exonuclease/ATP-dependent helicase WRN-like. The annotation marks the transcript as partial. Lineage: Eukaryota; Metazoa; Mollusca; Bivalvia; Ostreida; Ostreidae. Gene Ontology annotation, biological process: double-strand break repair via homologous recombination. Gene Ontology annotation, cellular component: nucleus; cytoplasm; chromosome. Gene Ontology annotation, molecular function: 3'-5' DNA helicase activity; four-way junction helicase activity. The transcript has a single exon. The record is from RefSeq and is a predicted model, not a curated record.
GGGAAAAGAGUUCAGAAAUUCUUUUGAUAAACUGGGCAAUUUGACCUGCCUUUUCCCUGAUGUGCCUCAUUUAGCCCUUACUGCCACAGCUACCAAAUCAGACAUUGCAAGGCUUUCUGAAGUAUUACAAUACCGAGACACACAGUUUGUUAUUGCAAAUCCAGACAGGCCAAACAUCUACCUCGAGAUCCGAAGCCGUCUGCCAAACAUUCGUAAAUUUGAAAAAUUUGACAACAUUCUGGCUGAGAUAGUAUCAGAACUCAGUGACAAGCUUGACAGAUAUCCUGUUACCAUUGCCUAUUGCAACAAUUUGGAGGCCAUAGGGUAUGCAUAUGUGUACACAGAACAGAAGCUUGGACCCAGGGCCUACAUACCACAGGAAGGAGUUCCAGAGAAUCGUAUUUUUGGGCAAUAUCAUAAAGACUACUCUGAGAAAAUGAAGUUGCAAAUUGUCUCCGAGCUUUCUAAACCACAGCCUAAACUACGACUAGUCUUCGCCAGUGUAGCCUUGGGAAUGGGAUUGAAUGCCCCUUCAAUCUCACAGAUCAUUCACUUCCGUCCCCCAACCACCUUAGAAAAGUACUUCCAAGAAGUAGGUCGAGCUGGACGAUCUGGACAGAGUGCCAAGGCAAUCAUGUUCUUUAACAAAAAUGAUGUGGCAAGCAAUCGUAAAGGUAUGGAUCCUAGCAUCAAAGAAUAUGUUAACACAGAGGGGUGUUUACGGAAGUAUCUCAUGAAAUACUUUGGAUUUGAAACUGUCCUGUACAGCGGAAUGCCUGAACUGUGCUGCUCAAAUUGUAGAAAAAUUCAGGGAUCAUAA